UGCUUCCUGUGUGAGCCGUUAUACUCGGUCUGUCUGCAGAGGGUCUCCGGUAUGGACAGCAGCUUCACUCCUCAACUUUUCACCAGAGAUUUUAUUGCUGUUAUUCUACACUCGACACGGUUCUUACAAUUUGGAAAUGGGUUUCUGAACGGAAUAAGCCGAAGCUGAGCCCGACGAGACUUAAAGCGACUGCUUGAAACCGUUUUUUUGUUGUUCGAGUUUUUGAAGGAAGAGGGGAAAAUGCCAGUCGCAACUCUUCUGCCUUUCACCGCGACUCCGAAUAGGAAGUCUGCCAGCCCGACUUCUUUCAGGUUGACGGAGAAAUUUAUUUUGUUACUUGUUUUCAGCGCUUUUAUAACCCUGUGUUUCGGGGCCAUUUUCUUCCUUCCGGACUCGUCCAAGCUGCUUAGCGGAGUUUUCUUUCAUUCCUCCGCGGUGGAAACCAACACCCGCACCGGUCCGGACAGCAGCGACUCGGGUUCGGCUGGAAACGACGAGAGGGUCCUGGCCAAAAUCAGAAAGGACCACGAAAAAGCUCUGUUAGAGGCUAAGGAUACUCUACAAAAACGGCCCGACGAGAUAGUAAAAGACAUUAGAAAUGAGAAGGAUGAACUUGUGAAGGAGAGUGUAGGUCAAGGUGGGAAAGAUGUGAAUAAUUUGCCUUUCGUUGAGUACCGCCGGCCGCCCGGGACGACGGGACACGAACCGCUGGACCCCGAAACCAGAGAAAGACGGGCUAAAAUCAAAGAGAUGAUGAAGCACGCGUGGGACAGCUACAGGCGCUACUCCUGGGGUUCCAAUGAGCUCAGGCCCAUCUCCAAGCAAGGCCACUCCAGCAAUCUAUUUGGCAGCAUCAAGGGAGCGACAAUAGUGGAUGCUCUGGAUACCCUCUAUAUCAUGGAAAUGUUUGAGGAGUUUGAUGCUGCUACUGAAUGGGUUGAGAAGAACCUUGACUUUGUUGUGAAUGCUGAAGUGUCCGUGUUUGAGGUGAACAUCAGGUUUGUCGGAGGUCUGCUGUCUGCCUACUACCUGUCUGGAAAAGAGGUGUUCCGUAGAAAGGCAGUGGAGUUGGGUGAAAAGCUGCUGCCAGCCUUCAAAACGCCCACCGGCAUACCUUGGGCCCUGCUUAACCUCAAGAGUGGUAUCGGCAGAAACUGGCCAUGGGCAUCAGGCGGGAGCAGCAUCCUGGCAGAGUAUGGAACGCUACAUCUGGAGUUUAUGCACCUCAGCAAACUUUCUGGAAACCCAGAAUUUGCUCAGAAGGUAAUGAACAUCCGUAAAGUGCUGAAUCGCCUGGACAAACCCCAGGGACUGUACCCCAAUUACCUGAACCCAAACAGUGGCCAGUGGGGCCAGCAUCAUGUGUCCGUGGGUGGCCUGGGUGACAGUUUCUAUGAAUACCUGCUCAAGGCCUGGCUGAUGUCUGACAAGACUGACGAGGAAGGCAAAAAGAUGUACUAUGAUGCCCUGCAGGCAAUAGAAACCAACCUGAUGAGGAAGUCGAGCGGUGGGCUGACCUACAUAGCGGAGUGGAAGGGGGGACUGCUGGAGCAUAAGAUGGGUCACCUGACCUGUUUUGCGGGUGGCAUGAUCGCUCUGGGUGCCGAUGGAGCGCCCAGCGACAAGACCGGCCACCAGAUGGAGCAGGCAGCCGAGAUCGCCCGAACCUGUCACGAGUCUUACGCCAGGACCGCGUUGAAGCUCGGUCCAGAGGCAUUUCGUUUCGACGGAGGGGUCGAGGCCAUUGCCACCCGCCAGAAUGAGAAAUAUUUCAUCCUCCGUCCCGAGGUCAUCGAGACCUACAUGUACAUGUGGAGGUUCACCCACGACCCCAAAUACAGAGAGUGGGGCUGGGAGGCUGUCCAGGCCUUAGAGCAGCAUUGUAAAGUAGAAGGAGGCUACAGCGGCGUCAGAGACGUCUACUCUUCGACUCCAAACCACGAUGAUGUACAGCAGAGCUUCUACUUGGCCGAGACGCUCAAGUAUCUGUACCUGCUGUUCUCUGACGACGACCACCUACCGUUCGACCACUGGGUCUUCAACACCGAGGCUCACCCUCUGCCAGUCAUCAAGAAGGAUAAUACAGACAGACCCAACGAAGUGGAGUAGUGGACCACCCUGCACCGACAACCAGAAACAAGUGCGACAACCUCUGAUCCUGUAUAUCUGAGCCUCUAGUUGUCUGCCUGAAACUGUUGAGCCAUUGGGAGCCUCCAGUGGUUACAGAUGCCUCUUGAUCGGAUUUCACUUUAGAUUUUGGAUGGGAUCGAAACAGCAUCCAAGUAUAUUGGAGCUGAGUUCUCGCUAUAGAUUCCAGUUUGGUUUUUUGCUUUUGAUUUUUAGCUCUGGUUGAUUCCAGAUGCUGACCUGACACAACACAUUCACUGCUGGAUGACGUGAUGGCUCAUCAAACUGUAAUAAAUCCUCCCUCCACACGAGUUUAAAUCCAUCAUGUGGUCAAUUCCGAGAUAACGCAGUGAUAAUCAGACUGCUUUUUAGUGUCCUUGCAUUAUAAAAGUUGUAUUUCUGAAGAUAUCAUCAUCAUAAAAGUGCAGUUUAUUUCACUGGUAAGGUUCAUUUUACAUUUCUGCUUAUUCAGAGGAGUAAUCUGAGCUAUCACGUGAUUCAUCAGUGGUUUUGUUGUUAGUACCUACAGCUUUGUCUGUAUUUUUGAGGAGACCUGACAGUCAUAAAGCAGUCGUCUCCCUAAUUUGGAUAUCAUGGACCCCCAGUGUUUGGGCCCCGAACCCGGACAGAACUCUGUCUCUGGAUUGAGGAUGACAAGGCUGACUUAUGAGCUAAGAGACGCUCAGUUCACUUCACACGUGUCGUCUUUUCCUUCUGCUGUAUCGCUUAAACAUCUCAACAGGAACUGGUUCUCUUGCACCAACGCUGGUACCACCACUGCUCGGUUUCGUUCUCAAAGAGACGCUGGGGGUUUGCUUUUCUAAAAACGUGGUUGUCGCUGUGGGAGUGAAGUAAAGACGCAGCACAACCCGAGCCUCUUUUAUAAACCCACCGAACUUUUAGAGCUCCCCUCCCCCUCAUUUUACCGGAACACCUGACUGCUCCUUCUUUCCUCCCUCUGAGUUCGGUGUGACACAUGUCGACCAGCCACACCAGCUCUCUACCUGCCAGGAACUUCACUUUCUCCCCACGACGUUUACACAAAACUAUCCUCUUCCUUCUGCUCUAUAUCUGUAUCUUUCACCGGCUUUUGGAUUUAUCAGGAUUUAUUUCUCACAUUUGCACCAGGGUUCGACCAGCGCAGGCAUUUUUAAGCUGAUGUUUGUUUUUUUAACUGGCAGCAAACAUUUGUGCUCACUUUCCAAAUUCAAAUCCGUCUUUUUUAUAGUCUUUUUCCAUUUCCCCUACAGAAAUGACCCAUUUGCACUCACAGAGACUUAUUGUUUAUGAUUAUGGGGUUUUCAGAAAACAAGAGAAUGGACUAAAAAAGGCAAAAAACACACUCUCACUUUCAUGGAGCCCUCAAAUAUAUUUUAUAAUUUAAAGGCCAAUUCACAGUCUCCACAUAACCGAUGUGGACUGUCAAAGCGGAAGUCCAUGCAGUGCUUUUCUUUAGCACAGAAUUUGUGGAGAAUUUAGAAUAUUCUACUGUGUUUGGCCACUGUCGAUAGGAUUGCAACUCUUUAAAUUAUAAAUUACAAAGGUACUUAUGGUGGAGAACCUCCUCAUACAGCCUCUAUUAAUAGCAAGCAUCUGUUUUAAGUACCAUUUGUUUUCCCUGAUGUUCUGCUUGCAGUAGGAACAGUCCAAAAUGUGGGCUGCAGUGGAAUUGGGUGGAUGAUGAAAUUUGCACCGUGUGUACCGAGGCGGAAAGCAUGAAUUAGCCUUUAGUCAGCAGAUGUUUGCCCAGCUGUAAUGGAGCGUAGAGAUGAGUUGGGCUGUGAAAUGUCCUUUAGUUGUAAGCUCUCGAAAAAGCAAGUUAGUAAUAUUUUUUUAAGUUUAUUACAUUUCAUUUACAACAUUUCUGCAAACUAUUUCACAAGUCAACAAACACCUUCUGCAAAUGCAAUUGUUUGCAUAGAAACUGAACUUUUAGACAGUCGGACACUAAAAGUCUCCACUAAAGUGCUCUGAUUGGUCAAAUUGAUCAGCAAUCCUGUGUAUCGGUCGAACCCUGUUUUUCACUGUAGUGUUGCUUCUUCACGUUUCCGUCCUCCGGGUCCAGCGUAGGGCAGGCUGUAGAUCUUCUCUCCUCUAUGAGGAGAUGCGGACGCUCGACUUUGCUGUAAUAUUUCACCUCCACACACACGAGAAGCCAUACCGAUGCAGCACAGCUUUACCAUUCUGUCGUCGACUUUUGUUCCUUUCAUCGUCCACAUACAUACGAGGCUGUGUGACUGUGUUGCUGCUUUUGUUGCCGUUCCGCAGUUGGAAGUCGCGCUCACUCGGUUAUUUAGUUGAAUUUCACGGUAAAGGUUCCUCCUGAUGCCACACAGAACCGUAGCCACAUUUAAUCCAGUUUAGUCUCCGAUCUAGUGCCUUCACUGUUGAGAAGGAGGAGGGAGAAGCAGCUCACACAAACACAAAAGAGUUUUAAAAUAGUAUCGCAGCUUUAAGUAAGUUCCUCUGAUGAGGAUUAUACCAAAACUGGACACGGAUUAAAGGAUAAUUUUACUUUUUAAUUUGAUAUUCAGAGGAACUUUGGUGUGAAGAUCGCUCAAGAGUUGGUGAAACAUUGGACUUUUUGGCUUUGUUGUGAUGAGUGGGAGAUCAGAGCACCAAAGGUCCAUGACAGGAGGUCAGUAUUAAAAUACUGGAACGCUUAUACGAUUGAUUCUCCGCCAUCUGUGGUAGGAAUGGUUUUCUAGGGUAUUUCCUUGACUACACUGACAUCCAGUGGUGAGCUAUUCCUAUUACAGUCAGCAUGAGACCUGGGCUGAACGACUACAGUCUAAAAAGACAAAAACAUUAUGAAAUAAUAGUUAAUGUAGGUAAAUAAUCAAGUUUAGGUAGGUCAGUGUUUUGAGGAACAAUUAGUGGAUAUUUAUAUCAUCAGUAGUUUCUAAUGUUUUUGUCCAAGUUGACGAAGGAUUGAUGAUAUUCUCACCAAGAGAAAUCCUCUAACUGAAGUACAAAACCUGAAUCUCCCUCUCAGUCUGUCAGGUAUUUACUACUUUGAGAUAGCAGGCGGUGAGUGGUUUGAAAUUCCAGUCACUGUUUGAAAUAUUUCUAUAUUUCAUCUGUCUGACAGAAUAAGUAGCCGAGCUGAGUGACGGUUUAAACCACGCCUAGUCAGCAGGAUGAAACACAUUUAGCCCAGGUGUCUCAGAGCAGGAGAAGGACACGUGCAGUGCUUUGGCUAAACGUGUCAGGAUCAACGCUUUUACUGACUUCCACUCUGCUUAACUGAAAGGACCAACAGCUUUUCACCUGAUUUUUAUGUUUCCACGCAAUCAAUUGUUUGCUGCUACAUAAACAUGUUAAACAGUUGUAGUUUACAGUUCACGUGAUGAUUCGUUUGCUAAAAGCAGAGCUCUAAGAUAAGGACAGAAAACGUCCUUAAUUACAGUUGUGUGCUUCAGAUAGUAAUUUUUAAACCAAUUCAGAUCUAACCGCACUAACUGACCACUGCUAAAUUCCCAGAUUUGAUUGUCUGUCUUUGGAACCAAAUAUCACGAGUCCUCCCCAUCUUUUAACCAACACCGACAUAUCACUCAGCAGGCCUUCCUGUUCAAAAUGAAUAUAGUGUUGAUUUUCUGAGCUGUGACAAAUCCUUCCAUGUUCCUUAUAUCACUGUACAGACGACAGUGUCUCCGUGUUGAGUCUGUUCUGUUUAGUUAGGGUGGCAUUUAUUAUCCAUGUGAUGAUGUAUUGUAAUGGUUGAUUUUGCUGAUUGUGUUAAUUUAUUCUGUAGUAGUGAACCUAGGACUUAGAGGUGUUGGGACCCCGAGGUGGAGCUGCAGAGAAGAAGGCUGGAGUCUGAACAGGAACACAGCUGCAUAUUUAUCUGCCUGAACUGGACUGGUGACGGUCCGGGUUAUUUUAAAAAGUCUUGUGUCUGUAUGUUUAAGAUGUCUUACAGCAGUUCUACAAACACCUACACUACCGUUUAAAAGUUUGGGGUCACUUAGAAAUGUCUUUUUUUCAGUGAAGAUGACAUUAAAUGAAUCAGAAAUACAGUCUAGACAUUGUUAAUGUGGUAAAUAAAUAUUCUAGCUGGAAACAGCUGAUUUGUAAUGGAAUAUCCACAUAGGGGUACAGAGGAACAUUUCCAGCAACCAUCACUCCUGUGUUCUAAUGCUACAUUGUGUUAGCUAACGGUGUUGAAAGGCUAAUUGAUGAUUAGAAAACCCUUGUGCAAUGAUGUUAGCACAUGAAUAAAAGUGUGAGUUUUCAUGGCUUUCUUGACCCCAAACUUUUGUACGGUAGUGUAUGUAUAAAGCACCUCUAGGUGUUUAAAAUGCUGUACACGGUACCUUUACAACGGCAGAAAAUGUGUCAGAAGGAGGGCAGAGAAACCACCAGGGAGUCAAUCAGACAACCUUUAGGGAGGAUAGGAACUGUAUGAAUGUACCAUCCAAUGUGAAGUGAAGAAUAUUUUAUAUGCAUUUUUGUCUUUGUUUGUUCACUUCAGCGUACUUUUGUUUUUUUUAAUCGUGUUUAAUCUUGGAAAGCACAAAAAGUUGAAGCCAUGUGUGCAGGCAGAGAAGCAUCUGAGAGCUGAAGUCUCUGGAGGCUGUAAUGUAGGAAAUGAUCCAAAUCUGCCACAUGAGGUGUUUCAGUACGCUGGUAACACACUUUGUACUUCUUCUUGGUUUCUUUUUCUGAAGAUGUGACGCAAACAUAGGGGGAAUAUUCUACAUCAUAAAGAGUUUGUCUUUCACAUCUGAUUUGUUCGCCAGUGGUGGGAGCUGAUAGUCGAACAUUCAAACACACGGUGGGCAGUUUUAACAUUUAGCAGCUGAGUUUGACUGUUGGGAAUUAAAAGGACAGAUAUAAAGAAGUGCAUUUUGGUGAAUUACACUGUCGCUUGUCGAAAACAUCACUCUGAUCUGUGCAAACUGCUGGUCAGAAUGGUGGAGAAGGAGGAAGUUCAAUUCCAGAUAUGUGUAAUUCUAUUUUGGCUAGUUUAAGAAAGCAGCGACAUCAUUCUGACCACUUCAGAUUGAAUAGAAGACAUUUAAAAAAAGGAGUCGGUAGAUAUCGGAAACUGAAUUUACAGCUAGCGCGGAUAUCUGCAGCUAAAUUCUAAAUCUCUGCAAAAAAUCACUUGUCCUUAAAAAAGGACGAUGUGAAUAUCUGAAAUGUUCUUUUUGACUCGGAAGAAAGAAAUUACUGGUAUCUGCAAUACAUAUCCAGUCCAGCUACUGAAUGUUAAACAGCUUUCCACAGUCAGAUCUAUUUCUGAUAGUCUGAGAUCACAGCAGCAUAAUAAAUAUGCCAUGGAUCUUUAUUUGAAACAUAGAAAUCUGGUCAUCCUGUUCGACCAGAGAACGUUUGUAAUGAAGGAAAGUGUGAUUAUUUUCGAUCAUCUAACACAGCGGUUUACUGCAGCUCAGUGUUCAUUUUAUUUUGCUGCAUAAUUGGGUUUAAUCAGGUACAUAUCUAAAAGUUAAUGUUGACCACUGAGUACUCGGCUGAAUAUAGAGCAUGAUCAGAUAAGUUUACAUCAUUUAAUUUGUGGGCAUUUACAAUGUUCAAAUCACAGUUUCACACAGUCCACAUAUCUUGUUUUUUUUACCCAGAAUGAUUCGGUCUGCAAUAAUCUAAAAAAAAAAAAAGAGAGAGAGAGAGAAAAAUACAUGCACUAACGUUGGAGAAGUUGCAAGAAGACAAUAAUUGGAAAAAGCCUAAUUGUUAAAAGAGUAACAGCUGAUUAGUCUUCUGUUGAUUGAUUACUGCAUUAGCUGUUGUAAUCCGGCUGUAGAGACACAGAUACCUUCAUUUGGAAUACUCACAAAACCUGUAUUUAAGGCUACAUCGCAUCAUUGUGGUACUAAUGGUGCCUAGAUUUAAAUGAAACCAUUUAUUCAUUCUGAUUCUGUUUGUCCAGUUAGAGAUUAAAACAUUGCAGUAAUGUGGGGGUUGUAGUAUUAAUCUGCAGUAAAUCUGAUGGUAUGGAUCAGAGUACUUAUUCAAAAAAUAGCUAAGAUUUGUUCUUGCAAUCUGCAUAAUCAGUGUGAUUAUAAUUAUGUUAAGAUAACUGUAUGCAGAGGUGUUAUGAAAGCAUGGGUUCUUUGAAACGUCAGUCAGGUGAUUCAGACUUAAAGGGCUGAUCCGCUGCAUUUUCUCCACAAGGAAGGUUUUAAGCCCUCUGAUUUUAGACGUGUCCCUCAUUGUUCCUCUCAUGUGACACCGAUGUGGUUGUUUCAUUUCCCGAACAGGGAGGAAAUCCGAAUGUCUUUGGUUGUGUAAGUCUGCUUUGUCUUCACAUCAGGUUCAGUCUCGUAUGCAGACUGUGUUUUAUUUUCCGUUGUUUUUCAUGAAAAGGUUCAUCUGUCUUUGGUGAUUUUUCUGAAUAUUGUGUUGCGUUCCAAUGCCUUUCUGUUAGUGAACGUUAAAGGAGAAUGCCAGCAGGAACUGAAGUUUCAGGAAAUUAAAUUGAAGUGGGUCCUUUUCCAGGAAAACCUUCUUCGUAUAUCACACUGACAUCAUUUUCCUUGAGUGGUGCGAGACCACUAAAUAGUCCUGACCUGUCCUGGGACUCUACUGAUCUGAAUUCCUGAGAUGUUUGGCAUUCUCCUUUAAAAGGGUUUAAAUGUGUGAAACCAACCUCAGAAAUGUAUCUGUACAAAAUAUUGCUGAUAAUCAUUCCAUUGCACAUAGUUUACUUUGCAUUUGUAUGCAAUAUUUUAAUUUUGUGGGGAAAUUUGUUUUAUUGUGUUAAUAUUAUUAUUGAAAAAAAUGUAAAUAUUCCAUUCCGGCAAAUGAGCCGUUCUACAUUUAUAUAAAAUCUUCUGAGCUUACGGAUUAAAAUGAUAUUAAUGAGCAGCAGACUUUUUAAUAAACUAUAUUUGUUACACUUCUAUUGUGAAUAAAAAAUCUUUUAUUAAGA
Molecule: messenger RNA, 9022 nt
Organism: Acanthochromis polyacanthus (spiny chromis)
Lineage: Eukaryota; Metazoa; Chordata; Actinopteri; Pomacentridae
Gene: man1a1
Product: mannosidase, alpha, class 1A, member 1
Exons: 12
Coding region: 241-2109 (622 amino acids)
Biological process (GO): N-glycan processing; carbohydrate metabolic process
Cellular component (GO): Golgi membrane; endoplasmic reticulum; extracellular exosome
Molecular function (GO): calcium ion binding; mannosyl-oligosaccharide 1,2-alpha-mannosidase activity
Source: RefSeq, a predicted model, not a curated record